Arabidopsis lyrata subsp. lyrata is the source of this 1075-nucleotide messenger RNA. RefSeq names its product cold shock protein 2. The record is from RefSeq and is a predicted model, not a curated record. The transcript has a single exon. Gene Ontology annotation, molecular function: nucleic acid binding; zinc ion binding. NCBI's taxonomy places the organism in Eukaryota, Viridiplantae, Streptophyta, Magnoliopsida, Brassicales, Brassicaceae. Bases 183 to 770 code for a protein of 195 amino acids.
CUUGGCAACAUGGAAAAAUGAAAUUGUGUGGGUGACGUGGCAGUCAUACCCUUGCCACACCUCUCCUACGCAUAUAAACAGCAGCUGCGAGGAGAGAGGUUUUCCAGAGUGUGAAUUUUUUCUAGGGUUUCGGUUUUUGGAGAUUUAGAGAGAAAGUGAGUUUUUAAGACAUUUCGAUCAGAAUGAGCGGAGACAACGGCGGUGGUGAGAGGCGCAAAGGCUCCGUCAAGUGGUUUGACACCCAGAAGGGUUUCGGCUUCAUCACUCCUGACGACGGUGGCGACGAUCUCUUCGUUCACCAGUCCUCCAUCAGAUCUGAGGGUUUCCGAAGCCUCGCUGCCGAUGAAGCUGUCGAGUUCGAGGUUGAGAUGGACAACAACAGCCGUCCCAAGGCCAUCGAUGUGUCUGGACCCGACGGCGUUCCCGUCCUAGGAAACAGCGGUGGGUCAUCUGGCGGACGUGGCGGUUUCGGUGGCGGAAGAGGUGGUGGCCGCGGAUCUGGAGGUGGAUAUGGCGGUGGCGGUGGAUACGGAGGAAGAGGAGGUGGCCGAGGAGGCAACGACUGCUACAAGUGUGGUGAGCCCGGUCACAUGGCGAGAGACUGUUCUGACGGCGGUGGAGGUUACGGAGGAGGCGGUGGAGGUUACGGAGGAGGCGGAGGCAACUACGGCGGAGGAGGCGGCCGCGGAGGUGGCGGAGGCGGUGGAAGCUGCUACAGCUGUGGCGAGUCGGGACAUUUCGCCAGGGAUUGCACCAGCGGUGGACGUUGAAACCAACGCCGGUCCGGUGGUAGAGAGGAGUGAGUCGGUUAUCUCACAAGUGAUCGGAUCUUCUUUUCGCCGCCUUCUAUCUUUCUAUUAUCGGCUUUUUGCUUAUUAUGAUUAAUCUCUCUCUGUCUUUGUUAGUUGCUUUUUCUUAAUCUCUUGAUGGUUUCGGAUUAGGACUUAUUUAUGGUACUUGUGAUGGGUGAAAUGCUUCUUGUUGCUCUGUUUCAAGUGUUCAUAUGCAAGCAAAUAUUCUGGGUUUUGUUUUAAUCAUCUGAAUGAAUCGUGAGAUCUGGAUACUUAGAUCGUGA